AUGCGCUCCGCCGCUGUCCUGGCGCUUCUGCUCUGCGCCGGGCAAGUCACUGCCCUCCCUGUGAACAGUCCUACGAAUAAAGGGGACACUGAGGUGAUGAAGUGUAUCGUUGAGGUCAUCUCUGACACGCUCUCCAAGCCCAGCCCCAUGCCUGUCAGCCAGGAGUGUUUCGAGACCCUCCGGGGAGACGAACGGAUCCUUUCCAUCCUGCGACAUCAGAAUUUACUGAAGGAACUCCAAGACCUCGCUCUCCAAGGUGCCAAGGAGAGGACAUAUCAGCAGAAGAAACACAGCAGUUUUGAGGAUGAACUCUCAGAGGUUCUUGAGAACCAGAGCAGCCAGGCCAAGCUGAAAGAGGUAGCAGAAGAGCCAUCCUCCGAGGUCACUGUGGAGAAAAGAGGAGAUUCUGAAGAGGCAGAGAAGAGUGGUGAAGCCACAGAAGAAGCAGAGCCCCAGGCCUUCCCAGAAUCCAGCCAGGAGUCUACGAUUGAGGGGGACAGCCAGGCCCCUGGGGAGGAGGAGGCCACCAACACCCACCCCUCAGCCAGCCUCCCCAGCCCUCAACACCCAGGCUCACAGGCCGAGGAGGACAGUGAUGACUCUUCACAGGGUCUGGUGGACACAGAGACGGGCCUGAGUGCAGAGCAAGGGCAUCAGGCAAAGCGAGAGGAGGAGGAAGAGGAAGAGGAGGAAGAGGAGGAGGAGGAGGAGGCGGAGGCGGCAGAGGCUGGAGAGAACGCUGGCCCUGAGGAAGAAAGUCCUGCUGCAACAUUUAACCCCCACCUGAGCCUCGGCUACAAGGAGACCCGGAAAGGCAAGAGUCGGUCCGAGGCAGUGGCUGUGGAUGGAGCCGGGAAGACCAGGGCUGAGGAGACUCAGCCCCCCGAGGGGAAGGGAGAGCAGGAGCGGUCGCAGGAGGAGCAGGAGCAGGAGGAGAUGGCGGGGGCCCCUCCAGGCCUCUUCCAGGGCGGGAAGAGCAGGGAGCAGGAGCAGGAGGAGGACGAGGAGGAGCGACUCUCCAAGGAGUGGGAGGACACCAAGCGGUGGAGCAAAAUGGACCAGCUGGCCAAGGAGCUGACGGCCGAGAAGCGGCUGGAGGGGGAGGACGAGGAUGAGGACGAGGAUGAGGACGAGGACGACCCUGACCGCUCCAUGAAGCUCUCCCUCCGGGCCCGGGCUGACGGCUCCAGGGGCCCUGGGCCGCAGCAGCGACGAGGCUGGAGGCCGUCCUCCCGGGAGGACAGCGUCGGGGCGGGCCUGCCACUCCAGGUCCGCCGCUACCCCGAGGAGAAGAAGGAUGAAGAGGGCAGCGCCAACCGCAGACCCGAGGACCAGGAGCUGGAGAGCCUGUCAGCCAUCGAGGCGGAGCUGGAGAAGGUGGCCCACCAGCUGCAGGCGCUGCGGCGGGGCUGA
Messenger RNA from Cynocephalus volans (Philippine flying lemur), 1413 nucleotides. It is a transcript of the gene CHGA, whose product is annotated as chromogranin A. The record is from RefSeq and is a predicted model, not a curated record. Gene Ontology annotation, cellular component: chromaffin granule. Gene Ontology annotation, biological process: negative regulation of insulin secretion; defense response to bacterium; negative regulation of catecholamine secretion. Bases 1 to 1413 code for a protein of 470 amino acids. The transcript has 9 exons. NCBI's taxonomy places the organism in Eukaryota, Metazoa, Chordata, Mammalia, Dermoptera, Cynocephalidae.